AUGAAUUCUCAAGAUAGCAUUAGUGAAUCUAGCUUUGCUAAAUCAAAUUGGCAGAAAAUUGAAAAUGACGUAAAAUCAAAGCUUAUAAAUUUUCUUCAAAGUAAUGAAGAAUCAAUUACUCUAGAUAUAAAUAAUA
Messenger RNA from Entrophospora sp. SA101, 136 nucleotides. The record is from the annotation of a GenBank genome assembly. Lineage: Eukaryota; Fungi; Glomeromycota; Glomeromycetes; Entrophosporales; Entrophosporaceae.